AAAAUGUUUAUUAGCCCAAGUUGCGAGAUCGAUGACAGUGCUUAGAGCAUAAACAAUGGCGCUCGACACAUCAUUUGAGGCCACUUGUAGGCACCUCCGGCUGUGUAACUGUGUUGAGUUGGGUAGGGCUCUGAAGAAGGUGCAGAGAAAUUCCUCAGGUCGCCCCGUCGGUGCGCGGGGGCACGUGACAGCGAUACGACGGGAGGCCAAGAUAAUCUUUGCAUCGUUCCUGGUCUCGUUUCUUGGGGUUUUUAUAUGGCCGCGAACUCAAUUAUGGACUUCUCUCUCCUGUUGUGUGAUGUGUCGAGCUGUUAAGCUAAAAAGAGGGGUGGUGUGCUCCGGUGUCUGGUCAAGUACGCUUCCGAAUUAAAAGUGCUUUGGCUUCCUCCUCCGGCCGGCCGAGUCUCUCUCUCUCUCUCUCUCUCUCUCUCUCUCUCUCUCUCCCCUCCCCUCCCUGCAUUUCUUGAUUUCUUGGUGUCCUCCCCCGGAAGGAAACAAUGUCUCCUGAGCCGAGCUCGCAUCAGUCGCAAAUGAAUUCGAGGAAGGAGAAGCGCAUGAAGAAGGUGGACACCUCCGCGCCGCACAACGACGGCCACCAAUGGAGGAAGUACGGCGAGAAGAAGAUCAACAACACCAACUUCCCCAGGUAUUACUACAGAUGCACCUACAAGGACAACAUGAACUGCCCGGCCACGAAGCAGGUGCAGCAGAAGGACCACAGCGACCCGCCAUUGUACGCGGUCACCUACUACAACGAGCACUCGUGCAACAGCGCCUUCCUCCCGCUCUCCCCCUCCGAGUUCCAGCUGCAGACCGCGUCCGGGAAGGCCGUCUCCAUCUGCUUCGACUCGUCCGCACCGCAAGAACUGAAGGCGAUCACCAAUGCCGGCGGUGGCUCGCCCUCUUCCAGCGCGGCGGGGCGGCGCGGCACGCUUCCGCAGAGCAAUAACCCGCCUGUGCUGCAGCGUUCGGAGACGUAUCCCCGGGGCGCAGGGGCCGUGGAGCAGAAGCCGGCCUCCUGCAGCACCGAGUGCUAUGACGCAUUUUCAGGUGGUGCCGGUGCGGUUCCUGAAGAGGUGGUAGACGCAGGCAGAUUUGGUUCCAUCAGGUUCUUCCAUUUUUUGUAAAUUUAUCAGUGGAAGGAAGGCAAUUGAUUUUACUUUCAAGAAACUAAUAUGAUACAUAUGUUUUUUUAA
Messenger RNA from Phragmites australis (common reed), 1196 nucleotides. RefSeq names its product WRKY DNA-binding transcription factor 70-like. The transcript has 3 exons. Bases 498 to 1127 code for a protein of 209 amino acids. The record is from RefSeq and is a predicted model, not a curated record. NCBI's taxonomy places the organism in Eukaryota, Viridiplantae, Streptophyta, Magnoliopsida, Poales, Poaceae. Gene Ontology annotation, biological process: regulation of DNA-templated transcription. Gene Ontology annotation, molecular function: sequence-specific DNA binding; DNA-binding transcription factor activity.